AUGGCCAAUCUUUGGCCUAGCCUGCUUAUUGCCUUGGCAAUAACCUUGAUAGCAAGUGUAGCUGCUAGUUAUGAGAAACCAUAUGUUUAUGCAUCUCCACCACCACCAUCACACAAACACAAGUCCACGCAAUCAUAUCAUUACAAGUCACCACCACCACCAACUUACAAACAUAAAUCAUCACCGUCGUACCAUUACAAGUCACCACCACCACCAUCUCACAAGCCCAAAUCAGCACCACCUUAUUAUUACAAAUCACCACCACCGCCGUCUUAUAUACAUAAGUCAUCACCAUCUUAUCAUUACAAGUCAUCGCCGUCGCCGUCAUAUAAACACAAGUCAUCACAUUCUUACCAUUACAAGUCACCACCACCACCCGUUCAUUAUGAAUCACCAAAAUAUUACUACAAGUCCCCACCUCCUCCAUAUGUCUACAGGUCUCCUCCACCACCGUCGCCAAAACCAUACGUGUACAAGUCUCCACCACCACCAUCACCGAAGCCAUACGUCUACAAGUCUCCUCCACCACCGUCACUGAAGCCGUAUGUGUACAAGUCUCCACCACCACCACCACCAAAAUACUACUACAAAUCACCACCACCACAGACUUACAUCGAUAAGUCACCACCACCACCACUAGCAUACAUCUACAAGUCACCACCACCACCACUUUCUCUCCCUCACCUACCCUACAUUUACAAAUCACCACCACCACAUUCACCAUCUCCUCCUCCACCAUACAUCUACAAUUCACCUCCACCCCCGCCUUACAUGUAUAAUUCACCACCACCACCCUCUCCAUCACCUCCACCACCUUACAUUUACAACUCACCACCACCACCAUCUCCCUCACCUCCACCACCAUAUCCGUACGUAUACAAGUCUCCUCCACCACCAUCACCGAAGCUGUACGUUUACAAGUCACCACCACCACCAUCUCACAAGCCGUACGUCUACAAGUCUCCUCCUCCACCAUCCCCUAAGCCAUACGAAUACAAGUCACCACCACCACCACCAUCCCCAAAGCCUUCUUACUUGUACAAGUCUCCUCCUCCACCAUCCCCUAAGCCGUACAUAUACAAGUCUCCUCCACCACCAUCACCAAAGCUGUACGUUUACAAGUCACCACCUCCACCAUCCCCUAAGCCGUACGUAUACAAGUCUCCUCCUCCACCAUCCCCUAAGUCGUACGAAUACAAGUCACCACCACCACCAUCUGAUGACAAGCCGUACAUAUACAAGUCUCCCCCACCACCAUCAUCAAAGCCGUACUUGUACAAGUCACCACCACCACCAUCUCACAAGCCGUACGUCUACAACUCUCCUCCACCACCAUCACCGAAGCCGUACAUGUACAAGUCUCCUCCACCACCAUCUCCAAAGUCAUACAUAUACAAGUCUCCCCCACCACCAUCCCCGAAGCCGUACUUGUACAAGUCUCCUCCUCCACCAUCCCCUAAGCCCUACGUUUACAAGUCACCACCGCCACCAUCUCACAAGCCUUACGUGUACAAGUCUCCUCCGCCACCAUCCCCAAAGCCGUACAUGUACAAGUCUCCUCCACCACCGUCUCCAAAGCCGUACCUAUAUAAGUCUCCCCCACCACCAUCCCCGAAGCCCUACUUGUACAAGUCUCCUCCUCCACCAUCCCCUAAGCCAUACAUAUACAAGUCUCCUCCACCACCAUCACCGAAGCCGUACUUGUACAAGUCUCCUCCUCCAUCUCCAAAGCCGUAUGUUUACAAGUCUCCUCCACCACCACCACCAAAGUACUACUACAAGUCUCCACCGCCACCAACUUACUACUACGAGUCACCUCCACCACCCACAUACAUCUACAAGUCACCACCACCACCAUCACCUAAACCUUACGUGUACAAGUCUCCACCACCACCGAAGUACUACUACAAAUCUCCACCGCCACCAUCUUACAUCUACAAGUCACCACCACCACCAGCAUACAUCUACAAGUCACCACCGCCACCGCAUUCUUACAUUCACCUACCCGACAUUCACAUAUCACCAUUACCAUAUAUCUACAAGUCACCUCCACCCCCGCCUUACAUCUAUAAAUCACCACCACCACCCUCUCCAUCACCUCCACCACCUUACAUUUACAACUCACCACCACCACCAUCUCCCUCACCUCCACCACCAUAUGUUUACAAGUCACCCCCACCACCAUCUCCAUCACCUCCUCCUCCCUAUGUCUACAAGUCACCACCACCACCCCCAUCACCAACUGUUGUUUACUGA
Fragaria vesca subsp. vesca is the source of this 2256-nucleotide messenger RNA. RefSeq lists its product as uncharacterized. The record is from RefSeq and is a predicted model, not a curated record. The coding region runs from base 1 to 2256 and encodes 751 amino acids. Gene Ontology annotation, molecular function: structural constituent of cell wall. The transcript has 2 exons. Lineage: Eukaryota; Viridiplantae; Streptophyta; Magnoliopsida; Rosales; Rosaceae. Gene Ontology annotation, biological process: plant-type cell wall organization.